Molecule: messenger RNA, 975 nt
Organism: Prorocentrum cordatum
Lineage: Eukaryota; Dinophyceae; Prorocentrales; Prorocentraceae
Source: the annotation of a GenBank genome assembly
AUGCGAGUGGCCUACCGCGAGACCAAGCCAACCAAGGGCGGGGUGAAGGCCGAGCGCACAUGCCUUUGCAAGAAGGAGGACGCCGCCUGCGUCCUCUGUGGACAGGGGUGGGCUCAGGGCGGCGGCGACCCCGAAUGGCAGGCUCUAAUCGCGGUGCCCAAGCCACCGCCCGGCACCUCCCAGAUGCCGAUGCCGAUGCGCCCCGGAAUGUUGGCAGUCGCCAGCAGUGGAAGCGGUGGUGGAGUGGUGCCUUGCCAGCGUGUAUCAGAGGAAGCCGAGGGAGUAGUCGCAGGGCUUCAAGCGCAUCAGGCCGCCAUGCGAGCGGCAGCCAAGCGCGAGGCAACCGGCGAGCGCAAGGCAGCCGUGGUGCGCGACCUGGGAGACAUGGGCACUGCGGAUCGCCAGGUUUACCAGAUCGAGGAGUCGAGGGCCUUGGAGGCAAAGUCCGAGCAGGAGAUGAAAACCAUGAUGGAGAAGCAGUUGGCCAUGAUUCUCGGCGUGGCGGCGAACCGGGCGACGCAGCAGCAGGGCCUCGCGACGGUCUCCAAGACUGCCUGGGAGCAGAUGCAGGCCGUGGCGGUGGCUCAGGGGCAGGCUCAGGAGGCAACGGGGGUGGCGCCAGAGUCGUGGGCCUACAUCGGGGCGCAGCCGCUCGACAGGACUCAGGCGCCGCCAGCCGUGGCGUCGCGGGCGGAGUUGCACCACCAUGCGGCCAAGGAACCCGAGCGCACUCUUCGCGGCGGCGGGCCUCCGGGUGGGUUCGACGGAGUCUCUGGCGACGGAUGCGAGCCACUCGCUGCCGCCGACGGACUCGCGGCGGGCCCAUGCUCCAAGGGGGCGACCAAGGGGUCCUCGGGCCAGGGCAAGUCUGGAGACAUUCGUCUCAACGAGAAGGAAACGGACGACCCGUGGAAGCCAGCGCAGCCAGGAGAAGCGGAGAAGGAGUUGCGGCGCCUCAAGGCCCGCUGGUCGUGA